This is a messenger RNA of Racocetra persica, 2037 nucleotides long. NCBI's taxonomy places the organism in Eukaryota, Fungi, Glomeromycota, Glomeromycetes, Diversisporales, Gigasporaceae. The record is from the annotation of a GenBank genome assembly.
AUGUCAUCGUCUUAUGAUCCAAGAAAGCUUACUUGGAAUGACACGCAUACUGUAAAUAAAGAACAUCAGUACUGUUACUGUGGUGGUGAUAGAAACUUAACUGAAGUGUCUCUUCAGUGUUCUGAUUGUUUAAAUUGGUUUCAUGUAAAAUGCAUUCAAAUUUCGGUCGAUAAUACUAUUCCAAUUUUUACCAAUUACAUAUUUCAUUGUAAACUAUGUAAUCCUUCAGGUGUUGAAGGCUUUAAACGAUGUCAAGCUGGUUGGAAAGAAAUCGGCGGAUGCGCGAUUGCAAACCUUAUGCUUCAACAACAUAUGACCGAUCAUAACGCCUCGAAGGGGGAUAGUCGAUAUCAAUCUGCAAACUCGGUGAAUUUGCCUCCAUUUCGCUAUUAUUUUAAUAAAAAUGAUCAUUUACGUCCGUUUGUAGACAAGAAUUGGUCUUCUUUAUGUACUGAGCGGUCUAGAACUGCAACUUGGUGGGCUACUCUUGGUUCAUGUUUAUACUCAACCAAAGAUCUUUUUGUCGCAAAAGAUGAAAAUAAUCGUUCGGCAAGUUCUAAUUUUUGUCUAGUAGAUCCAAACUUAUGGAACAUUAGGCCAGGCCAUUUUGGGACUUCUCACUCUCGAACUCCUUCUAAAAUGAAUAAAGACGUUAAUAAUAAUAAUAAUCGUAUAACUUAUCAUGACAAUUCUUCUCAUGCUUCAUCUUCAAAACUUCCAUCAACUCCUCUUAAUACUACCGAGCAAAGUAUGACUCCUCCUGCAAUGCAAUCAAAUUCUUCAAAUGUCGUAAUUGCUCUCAUUCAAGCAAGCUCUUCUAAUACUGAAUUUGGUCAAUCUGGUGAACAGAAUAAUUUACGUCAUGGUUUCAAAUAUUUACCUUGUGAACUUGAUAAUUUGUUUCCAUAUAUACAAUAUCGUAAUUCUGAAAUAUCUCCUUAUGGUGUACGUCUUUCUAAAGAAGAUGCUAGCUUAUCUGUAUGGAUUAGUGGCGACCAGUUAACUACUACUACUGAUUUUGGUUUCUCAAUGGCUAGAGCUAAUUGCUCUGUAAAGGAAGGUCAGUGGUUUUAUGAAGUUUUCAUUGAUCGAGGUGGUGAAGGAAAAAUUGAUGGAAAAGAUGCUGCUCACGUCAGAGUAGGUUGGGCUCGUCGAAAUCGUAACUCCCCUGUUGGUUCUGAUGCUUAUAGUUAUGGUUUUAGAGAUCUUACUGGUCAUAAAAUACAUCAAUCAAGAUUGUAUCCCUAUGGUGACCAUUUCAAAACUGGUGAUGUUAUUGGCCUUUAUAUAAGUUUACCUUCAUUAAAAAAAGUUAUUCCUGGCUAUCAACCAAUUAGUCCAAAGAGGCAUAGAAUUCCUAUUUUAUUUAAAGGUGACACUAUGUUUGAAUAUAAAGAUUUUAAACCUACUCAUAAAAUGAAUCAACUAUUGGAGUUACCUGAAAAGAAAAAUGAAAAAAAGUAUUGGUGGCAGCAAAAGCAAGACGAAGCAAAACCUCUUUCAACUUCUCAACCUCCUUUAAUUUCAACCUUACCUGGUUCAAAGAUUAUAGUUUAUAAAAAUGGUGUAUGUCAAGGUGUCGCUUUUGAAAAUUUGUUUUCAUUUUUCCCCACCGUUGAUGAAUACACUAAUGAUGACGAUUUGACUGAAGACGAUGGUUCCCUUGGUUAUUAUCCCGCUGUAUCAAUGUUCCGUGGUGGUACUUGUACUUUAAAUUUUGGCCCUCAUUUUCGAUAUCCUCCACCACCUGAUCCUGAACUUGAAAUUUCUUCUUCAAAGAAACCUUCGAAUCCUGGUGAUAGUGUGCGUAAAUGGCGCCCAAUAUCUGAACGUUACAUGGAAUAUGUUGCCGAGGAUAUAUUAAAUGAUAUUGUUGAUGAAAUUGAAAUCUGGGAUUGGAUGAUAUCUCAAAAAAAAUCUCCUAUAAAACGACCUGCCGUUGUGGAUUUAUCUGAUGAUGGUAUCAUGAAAAAAAGGAAAUUAGAUGAAUCAUAUGGUGAAACUUCUGGUGAUACCCCGACAUCUUAUCAUAUAUAG